Diaporthe amygdali is the source of this 1368-nucleotide messenger RNA. RefSeq names its product phd-finger domain-containing protein. The transcript has a single exon. Lineage: Eukaryota; Fungi; Ascomycota; Sordariomycetes; Diaporthales; Diaporthaceae. Gene Ontology annotation, cellular component: Rpd3L complex; Rpd3L-Expanded complex; nucleus. Gene Ontology annotation, biological process: regulation of DNA-templated transcription. The record is from RefSeq and is a predicted model, not a curated record. The coding region runs from base 1 to 1368 and encodes 455 amino acids.
AUGCCUAGAGACGACCUCUCCAUUGACUUCGUCAAGGGCAAUAUGCCUGCAAACGAAGCCCUCGACCCCGCCCUCAUCCUCGACGAAUGGGCAAACCGCGUGUCCAACUUGCCCGAGGAGAUCAAGUUCAUCCAGGAUGAGAUUGCCGCCAAGGAUCUCGAGAUAGCCAAGUGCCUCCGCAUCAUUGACGACAAGGACUCAAAGAUCCAGAAAUGGAUCAAGGCCAAUGGCAGCGCUGAGCCUAACCCCAAGGAGGAGAAGGAUUACCGGCCUGCCAUCCGCGAGAACUACAAGAAGGCAGAGGAGCUGCAGAGCGAGAAGAUCAAAAUGACACAACGACUCCAAAUAACAAUGGAUAGGCAUCUCAAAUGGCUCGACUCGCAAAUCAAAACACUCUACGACCGCAAUGAGCCCGGGUUCACAGAUCCCGAUACCCUCCCUUCCGUCCUCCGACCAUCCGCCGCCAACAACUCGGCCCCAUCUGCGCGUUCCAUCACCACUUCAUCGACGAAUCCCGUCACCGCUGCCCUCAGCCCUCUCGCCAACCCGGUCACUUCCACUGCGCCUAAGAAUACCAACUCCUCAGUUCGAACUGUUCAGACUUCGCAACAUGUAUCCUCGUCCGCACCCACCUCCCCAGCAGCAACCAUGAUCAUGAAGCGCGGCGCACGCGAAGGCUCAGCCGGCCCAAACGGCGGACCCCUUCAGAGGGGGCCUCGCAUUAACAGUGGCCUGGGUGGCCUUCCGAAUCCGUCAAGCGGUCUGGCGCGGCACUCGUCACUCGGACCAGGCACUCCAAAGGGACAUACAGCCACAGGCGUACAAAGGGCAGGCAGCGCCGGACCGCGAACCAUGCUCAAGGGAGGCGUCAUUCCGGGCCGCAAGGGCACGCCAUCAGGGGGAAUAGGCCGCAGCAGCAAGAAGGGCACACCGGCAGGUGGUCCCAAAUCUGGCCUGCAGCGCGUGAGGAAAACAGCCAAGAAUUCGCCCUCCUCGACGGCAGACAGCGAGCUCUCCGACGCCGACAGCGCGGCCAGCGGGGACGAGUCCGACGCGCGGACAGGGGGGCGCGGGACACCAGCGCGGAACGAUGCUGGUACAGGGACCCGAGGCGAAGGCAUGGGUCACGCACCGCGGACGAAACGCGAAGACGAAGAUAUCUACAUGGACGAUGACGAGGGCAGCGACGAUAGGAAGUAUUGUCUCUGCCAGAAGGUCAGCUUUGGGGACAUGAUCGCCUGCGACAACGACGACUGCCCCUACGAGUGGUUCCACUGGUCCUGCGUGGGGCUCAAGAGCGAGCCACAACAGGGCGGCACAUGGUUCUGCCCUGUGUGUUCGGAGGCGAUGAAGAAGAAGGGAAAGUGA